Messenger RNA from Cherax quadricarinatus, 7823 nucleotides. NCBI's taxonomy places the organism in Eukaryota, Metazoa, Arthropoda, Malacostraca, Decapoda, Parastacidae. The record is from RefSeq and is a predicted model, not a curated record.
UUUAUUUCAGUUGCUCCGAAGUUUGUGAGGAAACCCGUCAAUACAGUUGCAUAUGAGAAAGAAGAUGUCGAACUUGAGUGUAAAGUGUAUGGCCAGCCUGAACCAUCUGUCCAUUGGUUGAAAAAUGGAGAAUUAAUUAUUGAAACCGAAUACUUUCAGAUGGUGAGUGGUAACAAUUUAAAAAUCCUUGGCUUGGUGGAAGGGGACUCAGGGAUGUACCAGUGUGUGGCAUACAAUUCUGCCGGGGAUGCUCAAGCUGCAGCACAGUUACGAGUACAAAAAUCAGGAAGGAGCAUGCCAUCAUCUCCUACAGUCACCACAACCAUCAGCAGCAUCCAUGAAGGUGUUUCCAAGGGUGGCUCAGUACAAGAGGAGGACAGUAGUGAGAGUGGUGAUUCUGGGGAUGUUAUUAGUGGAAGUCACUCACUGGCUCCAUCACCUCCCAGACACUUGCAAGCUAUAAUCGCCAGUAAUAGAUUCAUCACUCUUGCAUGGCAUGAACCUGAGAAGAACAAUGAUCACAUUGUUGGGUAUUCAGUGUUUUAUAGACAGGAAGGUUCUCUUAGGGAGCGUGUUCAGAAUGUGAGUGCCAGCUCAUCAAGUGAGGGAUUGGAUGAAUACAAAACACAGAUCAGUCACCUUAUUCCUGGGAGUAACUAUUUGGUUCGUGUGGUUGCCCACACUUCAAAUGGUCUAGUUGGAGCAUCAAGUGAUGAAGUGCCUGUGUACACAAAGCCUGACCUGGACUUACCAUCAGCACCAGAAAAUCUCAAAGUCAUUCCCACUUCCCCAACUAGUUUGCAGGUCAUUUGGUCAUAUCCUCAAACAGUAAAGACACCUAUUUCUGGAUUUACAAUGUAUUAUAUGCAGGUUGGCUCAGCUGAAGAACAUGAAGUAGAAGUCACUGGUACUUCAUAUGAUCUUCAGGGUCUUAGCCAAUUUACGGAGUACAGUGUGUGGCUUGUAGCUGUUAAUGCUAAUGGUGCUGGUGAUGCAACCCAUGAAGUGACUGCCAGAACAUUUUCGGAUAUUCCUUCAAAAGAACCUCAAAAUGUGACUGUUGAGGCAGCUAGCUCAAGAAGUCUUAUCAUUAGGUGGGAGCCACCCCCUACAGAGCACCAAAAUGGUGUUAUUACUGGGUACAAGAUACGUUACAAGGAAAAAGGAAAAACUGGCUCCACUAAAACAAAGACAACAGAUGGAAACAGAAGACUCUUUGCACUCACAGAUCUCAAGAGGAGCACUCAGUACUCCAUUAAGUUGACUGCCCUAACAGUUAAUGGGACAGGACCAUUUACACACUGGAAUAUAGCAGAAACAUUUGCUAACGAUCUUGAUGAAAAUCGUGUGCCAGAUAAGCCCAUCAACCUUAGAGCUGUGGCUCUGACGGAUCAUAUUAGGGUGCGAUGGCAACCCCCAGCACUCCAUAAUGUGAUGUUGCGAGGCUACACUAUAGGAUGGGGUCGUGGUAUACCUGAUGUGUACUCCAAGAUUGUAGAUAGCAAACAGAGGAGCUAUGUAAUUGAAGGAUUAGAACCAAAUGCUGAAUAUGUUAUCAGUCUUCGUGCUUUUAAUAAUGUUGGAGAUGGGCAGCCAGUGUAUGAACAAGUGCGUACACGUCCCCCUGAAGAGGCUGUAGCAGCAACCCUUACACCUCCAGUGGGUUUAAAAGCUGUAGUUCUUACCUCUUUCACAGUGGCCUUACAGUGGACAGAUGCCACACUUAAUCGCAAUCAGUAUAUAAGUGACACGAGGUACUACACUGUUCGAUACACAACGUACUCUUCAGCCUCAUCAUCCAGUCCUCGCUAUCGUUACGUCAAUGCAACAGAUGUUACCUGCCUUAUUGACAAUCUCAAGCCCUCCACAAUGUAUGAGUUUGCAGUUAAAACUACUAAGGGCCGACGUGAGUCACCAUGGAGUCUUGUGGUUUCCAAUACGACUCUGGUAGCCCGGCCAUCAUCUCCACCAAGAGAUGUCACCGUUGUAACUAUUCCCGAUGAGCCGUCGACUACUAUAUUCAAUUGGCAACCACCAAAACAGAGUAAUGGCAAAAUUACAGGUUACUUGAUAUUCUACACAACAGAUGCAUCAGGUGAUUGGGUAAUGGAGGAGGUACUUGGUGAUAGGAUGACCUUCACAGUUCAUGGAUUGACUCCAUCAACUCUCUACUACUACAAGAUGCAGGCACGCAAUGUUAAGGGCUUUGGUCCAUUUUCUUCUGUAGGAAACUUCACCACAUUACCUGCAGUGGGAAAAAGUGUUGGCAAACCAUCAGGUUGGUUUGUGGAUCGAGGGAGUCUGAUUGUGUUAGUAAUUGCAGGAGUAGCUGGAGCAAUUAUUCUUAUAGGGGCUUUUGUGGGUGCAGCAAUCUAUUGUCGGAAAGUUAAGCCCCAGCCACGACCUAGCAAUGUAGUUGGCAGUUGUAGCAAAAGUAACAAACCAGAGGUGCAGCCUCCAGACCUAUGGAUCCAUCAUGAUCACCUUGAGCUUAAGAACUUUGAUAAGGGAGAACGCAGCAGCUCGCCGAAUCAUGCCGCCAUUAUUAAUCACACAGGCCCUGAGUAUGAACCUGAUGACAAGAACACGACUUACACUUCUACCUCCACCCUCGACCGCCGCACCCCUUACCAGUCAACUUAUCUCCUGGUUGGUGGUAGUACAUCGAGUAGUGUUUACAGCGAUGGAACUCUUGGUCGACCAGGCUACUCCAUGCCACAGUUUUCCUCUGCUGCAAGCCAAGGAUAUAACUCACCUGCAGAAAAUCCAUACAGCCCAAACCCAACUAGUAGCGGUAUGUCUUCAAUGCUUGGUCCAGGCAAUAUGCCUCUAGAUGGCAUGCCUCUACCUCCUCAACCUACACAACCACUUCUGGGAGGUCUUGCAGCACCUCCUGGACCUUCACAAUACAGUUCUGUAAAUGGUGAAGGAAGUAAUACACUGGGCAAGCGGUCUGGUAAUCCUCUUCGCAGUUUCAGUGUCCCAGCACCACCUCAGUCUGCUCCCACUACACCUCAGCCUAAACAUAUUGUUGCAGUACGUCCUCAGGGAGUAACAAGUCCUUUCAAGAAAUCUUUAACUCCUGGAUCUUCUGGCAUGUCAGGUAGUGCUGGUCCAAGUGGACCAUCAGGCCGUUGGGCGGGUCCCACAAUGCGUGUUGAUUCUUUACCUGAACAUGAGGAGGCAAAUGAAGCCCUUCUUCAUGGUUAUUCAACAGAAGAAUUAUCUCAGGAAAUGGCCAAUCUUGAAGGACUUAUGAAGGAUCUCUCAGCCAUCACAGCAAACCAGUUCAAUUGCUGAGGUCUGUCUUCAUCACCCCUCUUGUGUUUUUUCUCCUAAAAGUGGAAUCCUCAGCAUUGUAUAAAAUGCGACCACGUGUGUACUUUAGCAGUGUGUGACAAGAUUAUAUACAUAGAGUUCAAAGCAUGAAAUACUUUUUAUAUUUUGUAUAUUAUUAUUUUUUUAUUAUUACUUCAAGGGCCUCUGAAUUAUUACAUUUCAUCUGGCCAUUUAAAGACCUUAAGUGAUGUGCUGCUUGGCAUAUACUGAAUGAUAAUAAAGCAUUUCUUCAUGAAACUAAGAAUGGCAUAGGGUGAACUUCAUAGUGAACUCUGUGUGAUUUUAUUAAUAGAAAAAUGAAUAUGUACAGCAUUUGUAAAAAUUUUGGAGUGCAAAGAAAAAACUGAGUUGAAUUUAGAAAAGCAGUCUAUAGGGUGGUGAACUGUGGUGCUUCCAAUUCUCCUCAGUUAUCAAUUGUCUUCAUCUCAUAAUAAGUUGGUGUCACACUGGGCAACUUUAGAUGAACUAAUGCAAGGUAAGAAUGCAUUAGAAUUAUGAAUUAAGAAUUGGAACAAUUAAGAAGGAAAAUUACUUUCUGGUAAAUGUUGGUUUCAUAUUGAAUUACUACUGUGUAUAAUUAUUUUGAUUUUUGAUGGUAGGAGGUAAAGCUUUAUUAUGUCCAUGAAUGUUCUUUGACUCAUUUGUGGCUUCAAAAAUACUCAUAUAGUAUACUUAAUAUAAAAUUUUGCACAAUGUCUUAAGUGUGAAGUUCGGGUAAGGUAUAAUGUACUGUAAUCUGAUUCCUAUUUAGCCAUGUCAGUGAAAUAUUGCUACCUAAUAAGGGUUUAAGUUUGAUUAUAAAUAUAAGCUCAUCACUCUAAAUUAAACUAACAAAAAACUAAGUAAAGUACAGAAAGUUUAAAACAAUGUAAUAUGUAUUGUUUAUGAUCAAGUCAUAAUCAAAACAAAAUGUAAAUCUUUUUCUUUAUGCAAAAUUAUUUUUUAUGGUAAUAUUACAUAUAUAUUUUACUGACUAAUGUAUUAAUCUGAAAUUUAAUUUCUAGAGAAGUAACCUUUUUUUAAUUUACAAAUAAAGUUUAAUUGCAAUAUUUACUUUUAUAUGCAAAAACAACAUUAGCAGCAACAAAAAUAUUUUAAAUCAAGUGAUUCCUUUGCAUUUUCUAGAAAACAGUCAUUUUGAAAUUAAAUAAUCUAUGCAUGGAAAAGAAAAAAAAUAGCUUUCAUGGUUAGUUGCUCAGCAUGACACCAUCUUUACACUUACAGACAUAAGAAGUAUCAGUUAAUUUUAAAAUGUACUCUUAUGGUGACACAAGGUGUGAAUACAGCAUAAGUAUUGCAGGGGGAUAUAAUCUGUAAUAAUUUCUCCCAAGUGAUAGUGCAUUCUUGGUGAUAAUUUUCUUUUUUAUCCAUUUGGACAUGGAAUGAAUAUGUGAUGAAAAUGAAUGACUCAUUAUUUUAUACUGUGAGGGGUGGCUGAGUUAGUGUUGCCUAGUCAGUGUUGUCUUGAUAAACUCAGCAUGUGUACUCUGGUUAUAAACAGUGGAGAAUUAGUGCAGCUUUUCAGUGCUUUUUUCUUGGAACACAAAAGACAAAAGAAGUAACCUUAUUUGCUUCAUUAAAAUUAACAAAACGAGUAAGUAAAUGGAAGAGAGAUAAUACUGUACUACGAUCAGUGACAGACUAAUACUCUGCCAACUUGGUGUUAUUGGAAAGUUACUUGCUGUAGCAGUUUCCGGUCUCUGUGCUCAAUCACACUGAAUCUUUUUGAUUUGACCAGCAAAGAGUUAGUUAUGGAUAUUUACCUAUCAUCUUUUUUUCUAAGGUGCAGAAGAAACCCUCUUAUGAAGAUGCACUACAAAUUAUUUACAUUACACUGGUCAGCAGUUCACUAAGUGCAGUAUUGUAAUCCAGGUCUUGUAACUUCAUUAACCAAAUGUAUGGACAUUAUGGUGGUUAUUAGUAUUUUAGUAAACAUAUAAUAAUGAUUGAUGUUGAAUGGGAAUAAGACAUUUGCAAUUGGGUGUAAACCUUGAAAUUUCCAAGACUUUUUUUUUGCUGGUCUCUUCACAUGUGUUCUUGUCUGUACACUGUGUUUGUGUACAGACUGAAUGUGCAUUUAUUGUUAAGAGUAAUUUUAAGAACUUUUGUAAUGCAAGUUUCCCCAGCCAUACCCAAGUAUCCUUCCAAAUUUGACCUAUUGUUUCAUGACAGUAAAUAAGACUUUCUCUAUAAUGGGGGUAGAUUGUUAGUUUUAUAUGAAUUUUUGUGUGACAAUUACUAUAACUGUUACAGAGAAAAUUGAAUGUCUGAUGCAGAGGUUACUUUUAUACAAUUAAAUGUUUUUAUUUGAUGGUACAUUUCACAGAUUUUUUUAUGUUGGAUAUUAUUAAUUUAUUAAAGAAAUACAUGGAAUAUUUAAUUGUUUUUUAAUGUGGUAUGGGGGUUUCUGGUAAACAACAGAAAUUAUUCCAGCUGGAUUAUGACAGCUCUUAAUUGCACAAAUUUUUGAUGAGCAGUUGUGCAGUGAAACAUUAUACCUGUAUUUCUCGUUUUAAAACUUAUAAUUUAGCAUUGUCAUUGUCAUUCUCAUUAUAUCAUGGUCAUUUUCAUAUUUGUCAUCCUCAUAACUACAAAUCCAUGCAUUCAUUUAUAUUUUUACUUUAUUAAUAAGUGUAAUGUGAAAUAACAACUGUCAAUAUAUGACUGAAGUACACCAUUGAGACUUGAACUGACUUGAAUUAAUUCAGUAAAUACAAUGAUAAAUUGUUUAGUAUUGUAUUCUUGCAAAUAGCAAUGCAUAUAUGUAUUUGUUUCCAGUAUAGUAGUUCUAUUAAAUGCAUUGGCUGUUAUCUGGCAGACUAUUUUUGAGUUACAUUGAUUGAAAAAUUCAUCUCUUAAAAAAUGAAGGCCAAAAUAUUCUAAAUUGAAAAAUGUACAAGUUUGCAAUAUAUGUUUUCAGUCAUUUUAACUUAUGGAGGAAUUCCCAUGAACACAUUUAAUAUGAAAGAAUAUGCAUUUUGUAUAAAUGCUCAAACAAUUACCAAUUUUAAUCUUUGUAAGAUCAAAUUUUUAAUACCACUUGCCAUGUAAAUAAAAUUUAAUUUUCAAUAACUUUAUAAAUGAUUGAUAGAAUUCAAUGCUCAUUUUGUACAGUUGUGUCUGGUAUGUGGUUUGUAGAAUUAAGUGGCUGGGGUGUUGGUAUUUAAUGCUGAACAUUAAAUAUUACAUUACAAACAACUAUUAAUUGCUAAAAUAAUUAAUGUAACGUACAGUGUUGAAGUAUUUCGGAAAUACUAAAAUCAUUUCUACUUCUUCUUCUUUCAACAAACCAGCCUUAUCCCACCAAAGUAGGGUGGUCCAAAAAGAAAAACGAAAGUCUCUCUUUUUAAAUUUAGUAAUGUAUACAGGAGAAGGGGUUACUAGCCCCUUGCUCCUGGCAAUUUAGUCGCCUCUUAUGACAUGCAUGGCUUACGGAGGAGGAAUUCUGUUCCACUUCCCCAUGGAGAACAAAAAUUAUAUACUGUCUUAAAAAAUUAACAAUAUUCAGAAGCAUGAAAUAUGUAUGAAGCUACACACAUUAUGCCAUGUGUGUAUUUUAGCAUACAUGACAGGGAUGUUGAAUAAUUUUUUCCUGACACCAGUAAUUUGCCACAAAGAAAAACAUUCACUAUCACUUGCUCAUUAGCUUUCAUUUCAGUAGUGCAAGGACACAAGGACUGGAAUCAUAGCAUUCUCACCUAUCUUUCAAGUUGCUGGCAUUUCUUUCCACCUCCAGAACUCAAGUAUAGAUAACCAUUCCCUGAUUGCCUCCAGCAUCAUGUCAAAUCCCAAGAACACUUGUUGGCACUUACUCUAAUGUAACACAGCCCCACGUGUCUUCUGAUGCUUAAGCUCUUACCCCCUUCACACUUUUCCACCCUUUUAACUUUAUUUCACUUGGUGCUGGAUUUCCAGCUGUCUUUCAUUCAUAACAAUAAUCAUUACAAUCAGUACAAAAGUGGUAAGGCUAUUCUGGAUUGCUUUUAUAUAACAGUAUUUGUUCAUUUAUUCCUUUGUCUGUAUAUCUAUUUUUGUUCAUCAUACUUUAGUUUCCACUCCACAGUUUUUAAACUUCAAAAGAUACCUAUAUGUGUAUUGUUGUUAGAUGAUGUACAAUGAGGAAAAAAACUAAAGCCAUGCAAAAAAAAAAAAAACAAGAUUGCAAGGUCAAAGAUUAAAUAGUUUCUUCUUGCAUACUCAUUCAUCUAAUUUAUUAUCACCUAAACUGUGCACAGCAAAGAACCAUAUUCAUAUGGGCCAAGAAAUAUUCACAGGUAGUGCAAUUAUUGCCCUAUGUACACUUGUUUUUAUACAAGUGAGACAUUUGUAACAACAUGCAUAACUACAACACUUAGUUUUUUGUAUUACUUAUGAUUGGGUCACAUUAUAUUUCUCAGCCACUAAAUCCUGACAACCAAGUUCCUUCCAAGAAUUUUCUUGUAAAAAUAGUCACUCAAAAUGUUCUCAAUAAACCGAGAUGUAUU